Verticillium alfalfae VaMs.102 is the source of this 1569-nucleotide messenger RNA. RefSeq names its product tricarballylate dehydrogenase. The transcript has a single exon. The record is from RefSeq and is a predicted model, not a curated record. Bases 1 to 1569 code for a protein of 522 amino acids. Lineage: Eukaryota; Fungi; Ascomycota; Sordariomycetes; Glomerellales; Plectosphaerellaceae.
AUGGCCCUGGCCGACCGUUGUGAUAUCCUCGUCGUCGGUAGUGGAAACGCUGGCUUUUCCGCCGCUAUUUCUGCUGCCGAAGCCGGCAGUGCGAGGGUACUGCUCAUAGACACAUGCCCUGAGGAGUGGGCUGGCGGCAACACUUACUUUACGGCCGGUGCAUAUCGCACCGUUCACGGAGGCUUGCAAGACGUCCUACCUCUUGUAAACAACGUCAGCCCUGAGCAAAUAGCAAACAUUGAACUUGCUCCCUAUCUCGAGCAGAAUUUCUCGGACGAUAUUGAACGUGCCUGCUCCAGUAGGUCUGACCCUGAGCUGGCACGUAUUCUUGUGAAGGAUUCCAACUCGACCAUCAAAUGGCUGGCCAGCCAUGGGAUCCGCUUUCAGUUGUCUUUCAACCGACAAGCAUACGAGGUGGGAGGAAAGAUCAAGUUUUGGGGCGGUAUGUGUCUGAAAACGCAAGACGGAGGAAAGGGUCUUGUUGCCGAUUUCCGGGCCGCCGCCAAAACCAGCGCAGUGACAGUUUCAUGGUCCACGACCUUGAUUAGUGUCCAGAAUGACUCCUCGUCCGGCCACUCCAUUAUAACAGUCGAGAAAGAUGGGACGCAGCAGACCAUCGAGGCCAAGGCCAUCAUCUUCGCUGCGGGGGGGUUCGAGUCAAAUCCCCGCAUGCGCAGCGAGCAUCUCGGGCCUGGGUGGGAUAGGGCCAUGGUUCGCGGCACGCCCUUCAAUACAGGUUCCUGUCUUGAGCUGUGUCUCCGCGAUCUGAACGCCAAAGCAGUCGGAGAUUGGUCUGGAUGCCACUCAGUCGCGUGGGACGCAGCCGCGAAUCCGACCACAGGUGACCGCGAGGCGUCCAAUGAAUACACCAAGUCGGGCUACCCACUGGGUCUGAUGAUUAACGUUCACGGGCAUCGCUUUGUGGAUGAGGGAGUUGAUUUCCGCAACUACACGUACGCGAAAUUUGGCCGAGCUAUCCUCUCGCAGCCGGAACAUGUUGCCUUCCAGAUUUGGGACGCCCGUGGCGCUGAGUGGCUGCGAGACGAGGAGUAUCGACCUGAGCGGGUGGAACGCAUCAUGGCUGAUAGUAUCGAAUUACUGGCCCAGAAAUGUGUUCCGCGAGGCUUGCGCGAUGCCGAACAAUUUAGCAGGACUGUCCAGGACUAUAACGAAGCCGUCUACGGAUUCCAACAUGAAAACCCGGACGCCGCUUGGGAUCCUGCGGUCAAGGAUGGCUACUCGACACAGUCUUCAAUGAGGAGACUAGACCUACCCAAGUCAAACUGGGCUUUACCAUUGGACCAUGGUCCCUUUGUCGCUGUCAAGGUCACCUGCGGAAUAACUUUCACUUUCGGUGGCUUGCAGAUCGAGCCCGAGUCAGCACAACUUGUCAGUGCGAAGGACGGAAAUUCGAUGCAGGGGCUCUACUGCGUGGGCGAGAUGAUGGGAGGGUUGUUCUAUGGGAACUAUCCUGGUGGGAGCGGCUUGAUGUCAGGAGCUGUCUUUGGUAGGCGUGCCGGUCGAGCCGCUGCCGAAGCUAUCUUGAAGUCAAGUACUGGUCCGAUUUAA